Manis pentadactyla (Chinese pangolin) is the source of this 1769-nucleotide messenger RNA. RefSeq names its product forkhead box E3 (gene FOXE3). The record is from RefSeq and is a predicted model, not a curated record. Lineage: Eukaryota; Metazoa; Chordata; Mammalia; Pholidota; Manidae. Gene Ontology annotation, biological process: regulation of transcription by RNA polymerase II; cell differentiation; anatomical structure morphogenesis. Gene Ontology annotation, molecular function: DNA-binding transcription factor activity, RNA polymerase II-specific; RNA polymerase II cis-regulatory region sequence-specific DNA binding. The transcript has a single exon. The coding region runs from base 130 to 1077 and encodes 315 amino acids.
UCGAGCCCUCUCCCUUGGUAGGGAGGCGGGGGAGGGGAGCUGUGUUUAUAUAGAGCAGGUCAGCGGCCCCUGCCCUCUCUGAGGCGCCCGAGCAGGGGCUGCAGCAUCCCGUUGACAGGGCGCGGCGACAUGGAGCCACCCGCCGCUUUCUCCGGCUUCCCGGCCCCGCCCUUGGUCGUGCCGUCGGGGCCGCCGCCGUCCCCGCUCGCCGGAGCUGAGCCAGGGCCGGAGCCCGAGGAGGCGGCCGCGGGCCGCGGGGAGCCGGAGCCCGCGCCCGCGCCAGGCCCCGGACGGCGGCGGCGGCGGCCCCUGCAGCGCGGGAAGCCUCCCUACUCGUACAUCGCGCUCAUCGCUAUGGCGCUGGCGCACGCCCCGGGCCGCCGCCUCACGCUGGCCGCCAUCUACCGCUUCAUCACCGAGCGCUUCGCCUUCUACCGCGACAGCCCGCGCAAGUGGCAGAACAGCAUCCGCCACAACCUCACGCUCAACGACUGCUUCGUCAAGGUGCCCCGCGAGCCGGGCAACCCGGGCAAGGGCAACUACUGGACGCUCGACCCGGCGGCCGCCGACAUGUUCGACAACGGCAGCUUCCUGCGGCGCCGCAAGCGCUUCAAGCGUGCCGAGCUGCCCGCGCUCCCGGCCGCGCCGCCCGGGCCCGCCGCCGGCCCGCUGUCCUUCCCCUACGCGCCCUACGCGCCCGGCCCCGGGCUGCUCGCGCCGCCGUCCCCCGCCGCCCCGGGCCCCUCGCCGCCCGCGCGCCUCUUCAGCGUCGACAGCCUGGUGAGCCUGCAGCCCGAGCUGGCGGGACUGAUGGCCCCCGAGCCGCCCUGCUGCGCCGCGCCCGACGCCAGCGCCGCUUUCCCGCCUUGCCCGGCCGCCGCACCCCCACCGCUCUACUCGCAGGCCCCCGAGCGCCUGGGGCUGCCCCCGGCGCGGCCCGGGCCCGGCCCCGGCCCGCUUGCCGCUGAGCCUCUGCUGGCCUUGGCGGGGUCGGCAGCCGCGCUCGGCCCGCUCAGCCAGGGGGACGCCUACCUGCGGCAGCCGGGCUACGCGCCGGGCCUGGAGCGCUACCUGUGAGCCCCUUCGCCACCGGCCGGAGCAGCCUGAGGGCCCCUCUCCCGCAGGACUGGGGCACUGCCUGUGAAUGCCCCCUCGCUCUGCCCUCUUGGCUCGGAGAACUGCUCUGAGCUCCCCAUUUCUGCCUCUUGGACUGAGCACACCUGUUUCAUCUUUGUUCCGCAUCUCUGGGGAGACUCCCACCAUAUCUUCACAGGACUGAGCCCCCGACCCCUACUCGGGUUUGUGAGCCCCUUAUUUCUUCUCCCUCCACUAGGAGUCCCCGUCUGUGCACUCUGCCAGCGCUGUUAGGGGUCCCAUGUCUAGGAGCUGGGUUACCACCAAUGAGCCCCAAUCCCAGGUUGCUGGUGCAUUCCAAGCCCUGGGAAGCCGGACUGAGAUCUCAAGCCACCUCCUCUACUGGUUCCUUAUUUCUUCAACCUUUCCUCGUGUUCUUACAACUUAUUAGGGGUCAGACUCCCAGGCUCAUGACUCUCUUGCUGUCUUCCCUUCAUUUCCCCGCAGGGUUGUCCCUCCCAUCCCCGCCCACCUGAGGCAAUUUCUUACUGGGAAAGAACUCUCCUUCCACAUAGACACACUGGUAGUGCUGCUCCAGACCCUGAGGACAGUUCGAGAUUUCUGAGGCAAGCAGCACCAGGAACUCCUGACUGAAAGGGGAGUUAGUUUGGUUGACCAUUAUCUGGAUAACUUAG